Molecule: messenger RNA, 906 nt
Organism: Emiliania huxleyi CCMP1516
Lineage: Eukaryota; Haptophyta; Isochrysidales; Noelaerhabdaceae
Exons: 4
Coding region: 1-906 (301 amino acids)
Source: RefSeq, a predicted model, not a curated record
AUGCUCGCUGCCUUCACCUUCGCCGCGGCGCUGCUGCACACCAGCGGGACGGCGCGGGUCGCUCGCUGCUGCCCCCCCGCCGCCGCCGUGCUCCCGGCAACCGAAUACAUGCUCCGGCAGCUGCAGCCAGCGCAGUCCAUCGGUCUGCUGGCGGCCUGGGAGAAGGCGUCCCGCGACCUGCGCGCUGCUGGCUUUCGCGGGCCGCAGGACGAGGCGAUCGGCGAGCGAGCGCUCAAGCUGAAGCAGCUGGCCGAGACGCUACCGCGCGUCAAGUCGACGGCGAUGAUCCUCGGGCUGUGUGAGAAGGGCUCGCUUUCGUUUGAGACGCUGGAGGAGCCGCACAAGUCGCAGGCUGAGACGCUCUCGCGCACAUCCCUCCGAGGCGAGCCGCCGUGGGGCUCCCCUCGCGGACACCCUCACCUGGCCUUCGGCAUUGCGCACCGUGCUGGGGGCUCCGCAAUCUCCGCCGGCCGCGGCUCCGCAAUCGCCUUCGUCUCGCAGUGGGAGGACCACGUCUCGAUCGACGCGGUUGUUGUCAACCCGCAGUACCUCGAGUUUGGAGAGGCGGGGGAGGCAGUGUUGCUCGCUGACAUUGCGCAGCGCGCGCGUGCCGCGGGCGUGGCCGACGGGAGGUUGCACCCCGCCUACCAGGCGGAGGGAGCUGCUUUUUACGAGGGGUGCGGCUUCGUCGCCGCGGCGGGCGGCGCAGAGGGAGCGCCGCUGCGGUUCGCCAGCGGAUCUGAGGCGCCAGAGUUGGCGGCGGCGGAGCCGGCGGCGGCGGCUGAGGCAGUGGCGGCGGAGCCGGCGGCGGCAACGGGACCAGCUGGGGCGGAGGCUGGGGCGGCGAGAGAAGGGGCGGCGGAGAAGCAAGGCUCCACCGACUCUACCUCCGAUCCAAGGGCCUAG